AAAACUCUGUGAAAAACUCAGUCUCCAAGUUUGAGAGGAAGUUACCACCUCUUCCCCAGAAUCUGAACACGCACUGCAGGCGGAGACACGCACACACACACUCACACCCCAGUUGUUCAGGACAGCAGAAAGCGUGAACCAGCCAGGACUGCUUGUAAAUGUGUUUGUGGAGGGAAAGAAGAUUUGCAGUUCGUCUGAAGAUCUCGGAGUGGAUUGAACAACUUCAUCUGGGACAUUUUCCUCUCAUCACCUACCGGGUGGCCAAAUGAACUGUUUAGCCUGAAGACCAAAGAUCAUAGGCCCUGAUUCAACAGCAAGGGAGAGAGUGAAAGGACCGAGACCACUGCAGCCUCGCUUUGCAUUAUGAGUCGCAAUUGAAGAAUUUCUUUAGGGUUCCAUUUUGUGGUUUGAAAAACUGAAGACAAAAACAAAAUGGACGUUAAGAAAAAAGAAAUGGAUCUCCUUAGCAACAGCAUUGCAGCUUUUGCACACAUCAAAGCCAAUCCGGAGAGCUUUGGGCUUUACUUUGUCCUCGGAGUGUGUUUCGGCCUGGUGUUGACCCUCUGCCUCUUGGUGAUCCGCAUAUCCUGUAAGCCACGGACCAAGAUCGCUCCCCCCACGCCUGAAAAGAACCCCUUAAAAGAUGUCAGUGUGGAAGACGAGGAAAGCGAUGAUGAUGAGGAUGAGGAAGGGGAAGAAGGAGAGGCCUCUGUUCCAUUGCCCAUCACAGAAAUCCCUGUUGGGAAUCAUACCAGCCAGUCAGACGGCACCCUGAGUGUGAACGUUUUUACUUCAGCUGAGGAGCUGGAGCGUGCACAGAGGCUGGAGGAGAGAGAACGGAUCAUCCGGGAGAUCUGGAGGAAUGGCCAGCCUGAUAUCCUGGGGACGGGAACAGGAACUAUUGGAAGAGUGCACUACUACUAAUGCACAGAACGCUUCCAGGAAACCUGAGUUUGUAAUGGAGUAGACAUAAAAACCUUUGGGCCUGGUGUCCUUUCAACUUGAGAGCUUCUUUUUGAUCCAAAGUGACUUGUGGGACAUAAAAAUAUCAGUGCCAAAUUUGAGGUAUUUUGCUUUGACAAAGCUGAACUUUGAGAUAUUGCACUUCUUAUGUAGCAUUAUGCAUUAGUGUCAACUGACUAUACAUAUUUGAACUGAAAGGUGUCUUAAUGGCCUCUGUGGAAAUCAAGUGGAAUGAAUGGAGGAACGGAAGGAUUUGUAGAGGUAUCAAGCUGUAAAUAUACAAGAGGGAAUAUAGAUAUUGAACAUGUGAAUGUUUUCUCUCAGUUCAUAUAUUCCUAAAGAGGCCAUUGAUAUUAAAUUCACACCAGAUGUCAGGAACAUAAGUAAUCCCAACAUAAAAUGAAAUUCAAACUAAUUAGUCCAUAAAUUCCUCUUUUACAUACUCUGAUACUCUGUUUUUCACUGGAUUUUCAAUGGAUUUUAAUUGGGUUCAAGUUUGGUGAUUUAAGUUUUUCAAGUGAUGUGAAGUUCCAUUUGUCCAAACAUGUUUGGACAAUCAGAGUGCUAUGUUUUGGUCUCAUGUGGCCAGAUUCUUUUCUCCCAAGGUUUCAUUGUGUUUUACAGAUGAUCCACAGCAAAUUUUAAACGAGCUUCAGGAUUUUAUUUCAAUAAUGGAGCCUAGCGCACUUAGUCUAUAUGAAAGUCAUGACUGUUGGGUGCGUUACUUGUAGGUUUCAUGUGAAAUUUGUGCUUGCUAAUUGCUGGUGUUUCUGAAGUUCUUUGUUAGUGGUCCAACUCUCCUGAGUAUUUCAGCAACACUUCAGGCAUUAACCUUCCAAGGACCACUUGGUCAUGUAUGUCUUAUACUGAAAUUAUGUUCCUUCCACUUUGGGAUUAUGGUCCAAAGAGUCCACUGUGGAACAUUAAAAAGUUUAUAAAUAUAUCUGCAACCAAUAGCAUCAGUUUGUUUUGCAACAGUUGGGUUACAAAAGUCUUGAGAAAGCUCUUUGCCCUUGUCCAUCAUGGCAUCCUUGGUAAUGAGAAACCUUUUUUUAAUCGACAACACCAGCAGGACAUUAACUGCCACUGUUAGAAAUUAUAGUUUAUUCUGUAUGCUUGCACUUUCACUGGUUUCCUGGCUGUCUGUGGCUCUGUGCAGCUUCUUUUCCUCCUUUUCAAGGUUAAUUUCCCAUUUCAUUCCAUUUUAUUACACAUAACUUAAUUUACAGGCUUAUUUGUUUGACUUUCCUUUUGUAUAUAAAUUACUUCGGUGGCAAAUGACAUCUGGUGUCAAUUCAAUGGCAUGCUAAAAGGACCCUUAAAAACACUUACUGAGAAAAUUGUUAACAUGAUCAAUACUUAUUUUCCCACUGUAUUUGGUGCUUAAUGUUAAAACAACAGGUUUGCAUAUAUUAAACAAAACAAUGCAACAAUAAAAAAUGUAGUUUUUCUCUCCUAAGCUGUUGUUUUUGAUAUAUUUAAAACAUAUUUAGUAAUUGAGAGGCAAUUUUAAACAAAAAAUGUAAAAACUUGUGACUUUGACCCACAAGCACAACUAAAUAAAAACAGCAAGACACAUACAUUCAAUCUGCCUUGUAUCAAGGUUUCUGGCUGUUGGUGCAACUUUGGGCCCCAACUGAGCACUGUUUUCAUACCACAGCUUACUUGAGUAUUGUGCCGACCAUUUCCAUACCUAUAUGACCACAGCAACUUAUCCUCUGAUGAUUACCUCCAGUAGGAUGAUGCACCAAGUCACAAAUCUCAACUGGUUUCACAUGACAAGAAGUUCACUGCUUCACCACAUCGUAAACCAACGGAGCACCUUUAAGAUGUGGCAGAAGAUUUGCACCAGCCUACAAAUCUGCAGUAACUUUACAAUGCUAAUUGUACAAAUUUCUGAUGACUAUUUAUAACACUUUGUUGAAUCUAUGCCACAAAAAAAUGCUGACGGGUUUCAACCUAGGACUGAUGAGGUGUUGUCCCCCAAAGUGGUUCAUGCGUGUAGAUAGUUGUAAAGACUUUAUUCCACCUUGAAGGAUCAAUUCAAAUUUUUGAAGUUGGGUUCUAUUGAAGGAUCAUGACCAGUCAAUAUCUUGCCAUGCAAAACUAGAGCCAUGUCAAGACAAAAGCAAACCCUUCCAACGUCACAUUUGCAUAAGACGGCUAUUUAUAUAAAAGUCUAUAACUAGUCAUACGAAGAAACAUGGUAGUUCAUGGGCAGCAAUAAUUCCCCAAUAUAAAAUACUUCUUAAAAAAUAAAACAUGUAUAACAUAGUCUUUCAGAGUAACUGACGAAAAGCUAAAACACUGUAAAAAUCAGGAAAUCAGCAAAACACAAGAAAUCAAAGACAGCAAUACUUCCAACUUAAAGUUCAAAUUUAAAGUUUAAAUUUGUGAAUUUUAAAUUUGUGAAACACAAGUUUAAAAACAUUCUUUCUUAGGUCGGGUGUUGGUUUUGUGAGACACAUGAAUGUCACUUGAACACAAAGCAGAAAACCUUUCAUUCUCCUGUUGGAAUUGAGCCACAGAAGUUCUUCGCCUCGGGGAAAAAACGGUAUUGGCUGUUUAAUGAAAACAACUUUAUGUAAUUAAUGUCUGAGAUUUUCUUAGAUGCUUGUAAGCUGUUAGAAGUGCUUGAUAGAGGUUGGUCCAGAUGUACACCUAGAUAAGAUGUAGAUAAGAAUUACAAGUAAUUAAUGACUUCUGGGAGACAAUACUUUUAUGUUUAAUUUGUAUUAUUUUGUCAUUGUUUUUGAAUCAUAUAUAAAAACCUUGUUUCACAGUUUUGGUUUUGUUUUUUUACAGAGAUUGAAUGGGUCCUUUCAGUAUAUUAUUGUGUAUAUGCCUGCUUCCAAGGCAUGAAACAGCAUGACUUCAGUGGCACUAGAAUAUUCUGGUUUUGUGUUAAACGGUCCAAAGUUGUUUUAAAAAAAAGAAAAGAGAGAAAUUUGCUUUCCAACAAUCAGAUUAAAACAGUGUGCUGACCAGGUUGGUUUAUUUUGGGUUUAUGGGUUUUUUUUAUAAUGUUUGACUGCUCACUCUGCUGUCUGUUUAGCUCAGCAUGUCUUUGUCUACUCUUCUGUUGUUGGUGCCAAUAAACGAUUUUAACUCUUA
Xiphophorus couchianus (Monterrey platyfish) is the source of this 4077-nucleotide messenger RNA. It is a transcript of the gene eva1ba, whose product is annotated as eva-1 homolog Ba (C. elegans). The record is from RefSeq and is a predicted model, not a curated record. Bases 433 to 924 code for a protein of 163 amino acids. The transcript is spliced from 5 exons. NCBI's taxonomy places the organism in Eukaryota, Metazoa, Chordata, Actinopteri, Cyprinodontiformes, Poeciliidae.